This is a messenger RNA of Drosophila serrata, 1876 nucleotides long. It is a transcript of the gene Cbs, whose product is annotated as Cystathionine beta-synthase. Gene Ontology annotation, cellular component: cytoplasm. The record is from RefSeq and is a predicted model, not a curated record. Lineage: Eukaryota; Metazoa; Arthropoda; Insecta; Diptera; Drosophilidae. Gene Ontology annotation, molecular function: cystathionine beta-synthase activity.
UAUAUUUUCAACAAGCUUACUUCGCUGCGGUUUUUUAGUUUUAUUCAAAAAGACAUCACAUUUAAGCAAGAUGCCACAGCCAAAGCCAUACGAAAGGCCCGCCGAUUACAUCGAUCCCGGAAUGCCAUCGAAAUGCAAAUGGCAUUUGGGAACCACCGAAAAGUCACCCCAUACGCAGCGAGGCAUUGCUCACCGUCAGAAGAUCACACCGGACAUCCUGGAGGUGAUUGGAUGCACUCCACUGAUUAAACUUAAUCAUAUUCCCGCCGCUGAGGGCAUAGAGUGCGAGAUGUAUGCCAAAUGCGAGUUCCUGAAUCCCGGUGGUUCGGUCAAGGAUCGCAUCGGCUAUCGUAUGGUCCAGGAUGCCGAGGAGAAGGGUCUUCUGAAGCCAGGAUUCACGAUUAUCGAACCAACUUCAGGAAAUACAGGCAUCGGACUGGCAAUGGCCUGUGCCGUCAAGGGUUACAAGUGCAUCAUUGUGAUGCCAGAGAAGAUGUCCAAUGAGAAGGUAUCUGCACUUCGUGCUCUUGGAGCUACGAUAAUUCGUACACCAACGGAGGCUGCCUACGAUUCACCCGAAGGUCUGAUCUAUGUGGCCCAGCGGCUGCAGAGGGAAACACCCAAUUCGAUUGUCCUCGAUCAGUAUCGGAAUGCGGGCAAUCCGUUGGCCCACUAUGAUGGCACUGCUGCUGAGAUCCUGUGGCAAUUGGACAAUCAGGUGGACAUGAUUGUGGUCUCGGCCGGAACGGCGGGCACCAUAAGCGGCAUUGGUAGAAAAAUCAAGGAGCAGGCUCCAAACUGUCAAAUCGUUGGCGUGGAUCCCUUUGGUUCCGUCUUGGCCCGUCCCUUUGAGAUUAACAAGAGCGAUGUGACAUUCUAUGAAGUCGAGGGCAUUGGCUAUGACUUUCCACCCACCGUCUAUGAUGAAACUGUGGUUGAUUCGUGGACCAAAAUCACCGAUUCCGAUUGCUUCCCCAUGAGCAGGCGUCUGAAUGCCGAGGAGGGACUCUUGUGCGGCGGCUCCAGCGGCGGUGCAAUGCACGCUGCCCUCCAGAAUGCUCGCAAACUGAAGAAGGGCCAACGUUGUGUGGUCAUUCUGCCCGAUGGCAUUCGCAACUAUAUGACCAAGUUCGUUUCGGACAAUUGGAUGGAGGCACGUGGCUUCAAGGAGUCGGUUAACGAGCAUGGUCACUGGUGGUGGAAUCUAGCGAUUCAGAAACUAAAGCUUCCAGCAGUGCCAGUGGUUCUUAAGUCGAACGCCACUGUGGGAGAGACUGUGGCCCUGAUGAAGCAGCACCGCGUGGACCAUCUGCCCAUGGUAGAUGAAGAGGAUGGUUCCAUUUUGGGCGUGGUUAGCCAGGAGACGUUGAUCACUCAGAUUGUGAGCAUGAACCGCCAGCCAUCUGAUCCUGUAAUAAAGGCACUUAAUAGGCGUGUGAUCCGUUUGAAUGAAUCCGAGAUUAUUGGCAAGCUGGCCCGCGUUCUUGAACUAGAUCCCACUGUGUUGAUUGUGGGCAAGAAUGCUUCAGGCAAGGAGGAGGUUAAGGCCUUGGCCAACAAGCUGGACGUCACAGCCUUCAUCACAGACGCUGGAAAUCAGAAUUCCAAGUCAAAUGGCACCACCACAAAUGGCGGUGGCCACUAAAACGUUAAUAGAAAUUAGCUUUAUGGAGUUAGAACCUAUCCUAUAAACCUACCGACCAUAAACCUAAGCACUAUUAACUUAUAUAGCCUAAUUCCACUGUCCAUUUUUUAACUAUUUUGGAUAUAUAAACUAUAAGUUAAAAUCUGAAAGAAAGUUGAAAUAUGAACCAGUCGAAAUUGGUUAUUAUAACGUUAAAAACGAAACCGGCAUGCAUUUUUAUAUUUGAUAAUA